AAAUACCUUUUACGUCUACCACCCCUGGUGCAAUGGCCUCCUCUGAGCCUGGGACUAUGCACUAUAAAAUAAUUGAUAGUGAUUGUGACAAGACUAAGUUCAAUACUCAAGACAAUAGCAUCAAAGGGCCUGCUGAAGUAAAGAUCAAUAACCCUCAUUCGCAAGCCAGUUUUCUAAUUAUAGGAUCAAACAAUUCAUAUUUAAACCAGCCAUCAUCAAAACUGAAACUCCCAACGAGCAAACCAACUUUAAGUGCUUCCUUGACCACUGAAGAGGAGGCAGAGUUAUCUUCUGUCGAUUUUUAUUUUCUUUUGGGAAACAUGAACAUAAAAGGAAAUUCACUAACAUAUGAGCGCACAGAAUUCAAAUGCCUUCACUGUUCCUUUUCCACAGCAUGGCGUCCCUCACUGGUGAAACAUAUGAAAAAUAUUCACAAAGAUGUUUUAGAGUUUCACACAUUCCUAGACAUUCGUAACAUUGAACCCCCAAAUAACUGCAAUUUAAAUUCUGAAG
Molecule: messenger RNA, 513 nt
Organism: Lymnaea stagnalis (great pond snail)
Lineage: Eukaryota; Metazoa; Mollusca; Gastropoda; Lymnaeidae
Source: the annotation of a GenBank genome assembly